GGAAGCUUAACAGGACACCACACUCAAGAAAAGUAUAAGAAAUACAUAGAUCAGCAGGUAUUGUAUCCAAGUACCCACCUGUUACACUCAUAUCUAUGCUUGUCGCAUACGUUUCAGAUCGAAAAAUAUGAUGCAUUACACAAAUUCCGAGAACCAGCGGCUCCUCCAAGUCAAGCGAUGAAAGAGGCUCGACAUAGCAUAUUAAUUCUCUAUAGGAAAUUAAGGGAAGGCAUCAUGUCGUCUAAACGUGUUGACGCAUUUGCCACCCAAGUGUGUGAAGAAUCAACUCUUAUCUGCAUCAUAUUUGGGGAGAACCUUCAGGCUUCGCAUUUGCUUGCGCAACUUGUGAACACCGUCUACUCGCAGCCCAUCUCAUCCCCUAAGGCCUCCAAGGCAAAGGAGAGUGGGGGGACGGUCGCCAAAACACAAUAUCAGGACAGCAUCAUUGCGUUAUACCUGCUAGACUUGCUAGUUUCCAAUUUCUCUGCGCAAGGACCGUUCAUAUCCAUGAUCAAGGAUUCCCUUUUGAAAACAUGCACGGGUGGACAGCUGCUUCUGUAUUUCGAGACUCUCUCAUUACGCAUUCGUCGGUUCGAGUAUGUUCAAGUGCAUCAGCUACUUCAGCCAUCGCGCCUACCCAUAAAAUUCGAUGAUCCGCGGACCAUAGAUCGGAAGAAACACGGCACAGCUCUAGAUCCCUAUUUCCCAUACAUUUGCCAGCUUGCUUUGUCAAAGUCUAUUGUUGGUCUCAGAAACACAUUGCGAGAACAUUCAUGGAGCGUCCUCCGACAUUCAUAUCGCGACUUCUCCCUUCUGGCUUCUUCCUCAGGGAACGGAGACGUUACCGACUCGACAGGCGAGGUUUUGCGCUCAACUGAAGAAUGGUUGUCUAGGCGACUGUUUCUUACCGGUGAUGUGCACGAAUGGUUCAGUGCACGACCAAACAACGAGGUGAUUUGCGAGAACGUCGGAACCAAUAUCGCCAAAUGGAAGCUUGCACAGGCCCGCAAAUGAUAUUUCGCUACUAAUUCGUGCAUUGCUACACACGAAACUUUGCCUCAUCGAUGGAGCUUCGUGCUGCGAGGCUCCAACGUGCUGGCCCUCUAGUUUCAGUAACUUUGUGCAUGACGGCAGCGUAGCAUCGCAUUUCGACCUGUACAUGUGUGCCAAAGAGGAAGUAAAGUGUAUCAUGUAUCUCCGCCUCGGACAAUCCGCACAACUUAUUAUAGUUCAUGGUGUACUUCUCUA
Messenger RNA from Cantharellus anzutake, 1248 nucleotides. RefSeq lists its product as uncharacterized. Lineage: Eukaryota; Fungi; Basidiomycota; Agaricomycetes; Cantharellales; Hydnaceae. Bases 178 to 1014 code for a protein of 278 amino acids. The record is from RefSeq and is a predicted model, not a curated record. The transcript has 3 exons.